AUGUCGGAUCCUUCCCUGGAAUUUGGAUGGAGCGCUGGACGAUGGGCUCGUAGACCAGCGGCGCCUCAUCUUGUGAGCGAGCGAGAGAGAGAGAGGAAGAAAGACAGCCGAAGAGGGCGCGCCGCAGGGCAGCGUCCGUCGCCGGGGCGGCUUCAGCCGCACGCACAGCGCAGCCACACCAUACCACAGCACUCCACACCACACUACGCCACGCCACACCCCCGUCCGAACGUCAGCGCGCUCGCUCCUCCGCCGGAGGGAGCAGCACUGAGAGGAAGAGAGGAGGAGGAAGCAGCAGCCAUGCCGGGUAGCAGCAGCACCACGGGCGUGGGCAGCCGCCGCCACUCGCACACGCCCGACGCGAGCGCCGUGGCGCUGGGCGCCACACGCGACCGCCGCCACAGCACGUCGUCUUCGUCUGACGCCUCGGGCUCGUUGCCCGACGCCGGCCCCGCCGCGCGCCAGGUCCGUCCUGGCGGUGAUCGUUAUCGUCGUGCAGAGAAAGUGGAAUUACUGGGAAAAGCUAAAUUCAUUUCUCGCGCCGCGAGUCGACAGCGUUUGCACGCCGUUUCACCCCAGGCGUUGCGUACUGCGGCUGUUAUUUGCGAUCAGGGUGAGAUCAGAGGAUUGCCACACCGCGGGUCAAAGAAAAGUGAACGUCUUGCAUCUCCUGUGAUUGCUUUUGUGGGCGUAGUACGAAUUGCCCAACACUGA
This is a messenger RNA of Gryllus bimaculatus (two-spotted cricket), 714 nucleotides long. NCBI's taxonomy places the organism in Eukaryota, Metazoa, Arthropoda, Insecta, Orthoptera, Gryllidae. The record is from the annotation of a GenBank genome assembly.